Molecule: messenger RNA, 7723 nt
Organism: Strongylocentrotus purpuratus (purple sea urchin)
Lineage: Eukaryota; Metazoa; Echinodermata; Echinoidea; Camarodonta; Strongylocentrotidae
Product: mediator of RNA polymerase II transcription subunit 12-like protein
Biological process (GO): regulation of transcription by RNA polymerase II
Cellular component (GO): mediator complex
Molecular function (GO): transcription coactivator activity
Source: RefSeq, a predicted model, not a curated record
CUUUGCUGGAGUAGAGGAGCUCAGCUCAUCGAAUCUGGCAAGAUGACGCAUCUUUUGCCACAUGAAUUGAGGCAAUUAAAACGGCCCAAACUUGGACCCCCUGGCUAUUAUCCUCAGGAUCCGAAACAGAAAGAGGAUGAGCUGACAACUGUAAAUGUGAAGCAAGGUUUCAUCAAUGGACCUCCUCACAGUCUCUCAAAUGAGUACGGGACAGGAAAAAACUGCAACAUCUACAAAAAUAAGUUUGGUGUCUAUUUUAGUGCAAUAGUAGCGGAGAAGCAGAAACUCAACACGUUUCAAGAUACAGGGAAGAAAAGACAGCCAAUAUCCAAAGACAACUUCUUUCUGGUUGCAGCCAACAAAUCUAAAGGUCAGGUACAGUCAUGGUUUCAUGACCUUGCUGGGAAUAAAUCUCUUAAUCAACUCACAAAGAAGGUACCAGUGUUCCAUCGCAAGGAGGACAUCUUCAUGACACUAUGUGAGAACAACAUGCCCAUGAUUCGAGCUGCCUGGUAUCUGAAGAUGAUGGCCGCCAACCAGGCUGCCAUCCAGGAGACCAAGAUGAAGAAGAGACAACCCAAUGAUCCCUCACAAGACUGGUGUCUGAUCAUCACCAAGUUCUUGAAGAGCCAGCUGGACAAGAUCGUGGAGUACAACAACACAGCCUCCCUGGUCUCCGCCCAGCAGGCGGCGUCGGCGAACACUAAGCAGUCGUCAUCGUCGACCACCUCGUCCAUGCUAGGAGGCGGGAUGGGGUCCAUGGGCAUGGGGUCGGGCACCAUGGGGGGCAGCACCAUCGAGCUGGAGAAGUGCGUCAAGCUGUGGCAGUAUACCACAGAGUUGGCCAGAUACCUGUAUCAGGAAGGGAUGUUGGAAUGCCAUGACUAUCUCUCAUGGCUGGUUGACACUUUAGAGAAGGUUAACACCAACGAUGACAGCACUCUGCGAUUCCUUCUCCCAUUCGUUGUCCAGUAUUUGGAAGAGUUUCUGAAGAGUCAGAUGCUAUCCCGCCGUCUUGCCUACGUCUGUGCUCGUCGUCUAAUGUCCAUGUGCUCUGAAACUAGACCGCAUUCACCUCACCUCAAUACUUCAAGCAAUGUCCAGUUACCGCCGAACACACCGCCUCAUUCCCAGCAUGCUCUGGCCAGCAUCCUGGCAGAGUUCCGCAGCUGCCCUCAGCACCACUCCAUCAUCCUUGGUCUGAGCUGCGUCCUGCAAGCCAUCACCUUGCGCUGCCCGAGUGCCCUGGUAUGGAUCAACCUGGGUGAGAGCAAGAACUACAGCGUACCUGGUUCGCCCUUGGACAUCCUGCCGUGUCCUCCGUCCCUCCUGCCCCUUCCUGGCAGUGUGUCCAUGCAGAACCACCAGAUUCGGAGCAGCAUUCGGCAGGCAGAAAACCAGAUCAAAAUGAGGAGUAGGAGAGCAGAAGUGAGAUGGUCUUCAGAUAAAUGCCAAGAAUCUGCAGCUGGUCACACAAUAUCAAGAGUGCUACAGACCCUUGAAGUAUUGGACAGACAUUGUUUUGAUCGCUGCGAUGCUAGCAACUCAAUAGAUGCUCUCUACAACAAGAUAUUUCUCAAUAGUCAGAAGCAAGAAGCACCCGAGCCUCUGCAGAGUGAUGAUCCCAUAGUGCUACUGCUUUGCCAGUGGGCAGUGUGCCCAGAGAGGACCAGCGAACAUAGAGCUCUCGUAGUGGCUCAGCUCCUGGAGAAAUAUGUCAUCGACAUGGAGGCAGAGAAAAUGGCUGAAAUGGAGGUAAUGGAAGACAAAGAGAUGGCACCAAUCUCCCCCAUGCCUACUGCAUCAACUAUCCCUGUGUUUCAGGUCCUCCUUCAACAUUUCCUGGAUAUAAGAGCUCCUGUGAUUGAUGACACCUCCUCCUCGGCUGACGACAAAAAGGCCUUUGCCAACCUGAUCCUUCUCUUUGGUGAGCUGAUCCGAUGCGAGGUCUUCUCCCACGACUCCUACAUGUGCACCCUCAUCUCCAGGGGUGACCUGACCACCGUUCCUACCCAGGCUCAGACGGGGGCGUUUGUCGGGGGUCCAGGCAGCCAGCGUAAUGAUAGAGGUGCCGGGGAUAAGAACGAGGCCAAGGAUGAUGGAGAAGAAAAACAGGACUCCUCUGACAAUGAGGAUUAUGGUUACCUUGACGACAAACCCCCUCCUGCACCUGCCCCGCCCCCUCGCAAGGAGUCUACCUCCUUCCAGGAAAAAUUCCUAGAGUCCAUCCAAUCCAAGUCAGACUCUCAGUCGGACAUCUCUGAUGACGAGAAGGACAGCCCCAUGGACGGUGAGAAGAGCGACGAGGAGAAGAAAUCUGACAUGGACUACAGGUCACCAUCUCCAGAGGCACCCCGUGUCAAUCGGCAUCAGCUCUACGUGAAGCACUUCCCCAUCUCGACCGAAGAUAGCUCCGCGUACCACGAGAGCAACCAGCGCUCGGUGCUCCUCUACGGAUUCGGUCGCGCCCGCACGGAGGCAAGGCAACAGGUCAAACACGUCCAGAAGGACCUGCUGAAGAUUCUGACCCAAGGAGGGGGCAAAGGUGAAGUGUCAAAGGGCAAGAAGGUGUCCAAGUUGGACGAGCCGACGGUCAACAAGGAAGAGACGAUGCAGAGGUUUCUUGCCCUGUGUUACUUUGAUCAGCACAUGGUGACGGGGUCUUGUGCAAACGGGGUCCUGGAUCAGGUGCAGGCAUUCAGUAUGGGCAAUAGAGACACGCCACCCACCUUUGACCAGGUUACACUCGUCUUUGAACUCCUGGAGAAUGCACUCAACAUCAAUGGCUUGCUGGAAUUUGCUGUCAAGAUGUUAUCCCACAUGAGUCGUGUAGAGCAUGAGUUAAUGAGGAGGAAGUCCCCUCAGAGUGGGACGUACUGUACAAACCUGUGUCUGACCAUCGUAGCCGUGCUGCGUCGCUUCCAGGCAUGUUUGCUGGUGUUCCCUGAACAGACAGCCACAGUCUUUGAACUGUUGUGUGGUGUCGUAAAGCAUGUGAGUAACGUGACUAACUGCACAUCAGCAGAACGCUGUAUCCUGGCCUACCUCUAUGACCUCUACACAUCAUGCAGUCAUCUCAAGUCCAAGUUUUCAGACUUGUUCAGCAGCGUGGCUAACAAGGUCAAGCAGGCUCUCUACACCAGCAUCACACCCUCUGAAUCUAACUCACGCUGGAACCAAGACUUCAUGCUAGAGUACAUAGAUAACCCUAGGGGUCGUGAGUUCAAGCAAUCCUCGCUGGGACGUCAGCUGAAUGAUAACCCAGGAGACAGAUACAGCUUUGUGUGCAAUGCCCUUCUUGCCAUCUGCAAUGCCAAUCCAGAAAAGUUGAAUAAUCUAUCUAUCAUGUGUGCUGAGUUGACUGCUAGCUGCACUACACUGAGUUCCGAGUGGCUAGGAGUACUCAAGGCUCUAUGUUGCUCCUCCAUACACAGCUGUGGGUUCAACGACCUUCUCUGCAAUGUUGAUGUGAGUGAUCUAUCGAUCCAUGACAACAUUGCAGUCUUCACCGCCAUCUUGAUCGCUAGGCAUUGCUUCUCUCUUGAAGAUGUCGUCGACCACGUUGCCCUCGCUUCCCUCAUCGCUGCCAAUCCUGGCAUCUCUGCAGGUGCAUCAAUAGCCGAUCCUGAUGCCGAGCCGGGGGCGCGGCUCAUGUGCCACCUACUCCUCUGCCUCUUUUGCACCUCUCAAGAGACCCCCACCUUACCCUCCACCGGCUCCUCCAGCACCAGCGGGGGUAAUAACCCCAACUCCGCCCCUGGCGAAGGGGAAGAGGCGUUGGAGGAGGAGGAGGGUGGAGCGGUUAGAUUCAUCAAGACAACGUGUGAUCGUCAUAUGCUGGACUCGUCCCAUAGCAGCAUCACAGUGGAUGCUCUGGUUGGGGUCCUGAAGGCUAUUCUGCUGCUAGGUGAUGCCGCUGUCGGGGGUGGUUCAUCCUCCAGCCUGUUCGGCUCUUUCGACGACUUCGGAGGCAGCGGGCGAGAAGGGGGCAACCAGGAGGAAGGGUUUGUCCAGGGGGGCAAGUCCUCGGGGAACAUGUCGACAGCCAGCUUGAGCAACUACGCCAAGUACACCCUCAAGACCAUCUGCAGUCAGAACUGGGUCAGAGAGACCUUCCUUAAAGACCAGGAGAAUCUAUGGACCAAUGAAGUGCUUCUAGAUCAGUAUCUCUCACAUAAACAGAUUCACUACCUUCUCCAGCUGAUCUGCUACCCAAGUGGGACGUCUACCAUCGGAGAUGGAGGCUCAGACGCUGAUCAGAAGACUAUCAUCACUCGUAUACUCAAGAACCUGAACCAGUGGACCUUAAGGGUUUCCUGGCUGGAGCUCCAGCUCAUGCUCAAGCAGUGCCCCUCAGCCUCCGAGAACAACGCCCUCUUGGAGAACAUCGCCAAGGCAACCAUUGAGGUGUUCCAGUUGACCCCCGAGGAGGAACAAAGCUCAAACAAAGGAGGAUCAAGCAGUGGUAAUAGUAGCAGACGGAGCUCAGGAGCAAACCAGAAAGGGGCGCACGAUUCAAAAUCUGACCCAGCUAACAGCAGUGUGUGGUUAGUCGCCCCGCUGAUCUCGAAACUGCCCAGUUCGGUCCAGGGACGGGUGCUGAAGCAAGCCGGGAACAUCCUGGAGAGCGUUGGUCAGACCUGGACCUCCAAGCCAUCAAGCAAAGAUAAGGAUAAACAGGGCCAAAGAAGCCAAGCAUCAACGGUCAGUCACCAGCCUUUGCUUUCUCUGGUGUUGACCUGCCUUAAGGGUCAAGACGAACAGAGGGAAGGUCUCCUCACAUCCUUGCAGACUCAGCUAACACAGUUCCUACAGUCCCCAAAAGAUGACCGCUGGGAGGACCCUAAAAGCAGAAGACUAAUGCACGAAGCUCUGCAACUCCGACUCAGUUUGGUUGGGAAUAUGUUUGAUACGAUUAUGAGGAGUAGUCUAACAUGGACCACAGAGUUUGCUCUUCUCUUACUCCAACUCAUCACCACGGGAACAGUGGAUACACAUACCAACAAUGAGCUGUUCACUACCGUCCUGGACAUGUUAUCAGUUCUCAUCAAUAGUACCUUGUCAUCCGAUGCUAGCGGGAGCCCUGGUGCAGGGGAGGAGAAGGGACGAUCGCACCAGGCUCUUAUCAAGAAACUCAAGAAAGAGGUUGGUGACAAGCAUUCAGAUGGGAUCAACCUGGUCCGUCAGCUCCUACCAGUCCCUAGGAAGACCAUCGAGGUCAUCACCUGUGAACCCAUGGGAAGCCUCAUUGACACCAAAGGCAAUAAGAUCACUGGCUUUGACUCCAUUGAUAAGAAACAGGGCUUGCAAGUAUCAGCUAAGCAGAAGAUCAACCCCUGGGACACCUUGGAGAUCCUCAAGAAUCCUGCCCCACUUUCAUGGGCGUGGUUUGGUGGUAUCCGCAUGGAGAGGAAACCCCUCAUGUACCAGGAGCAGUACCGGCUUACACUCUAUCACUCACAUAACCAGGUCAAAAACGACAGCCACUACUUCGACCCGCCCCAAGUCCCACCCGACGAGGAGGAGCCUCCGCCCCCAAUCAACCUGGAGGCGGAGAAACCCGCCCAGGAGAUGGACACCAGCCAAUCAGAUAUCAAGGUGGGCGUGGUCAUACCGGUAGAGGGCUCCAAGGAGACGACCAACAAGAAGGGGAAGAAGAGGACAAACCGCAAGAGACCUGCACCUACCCCAGCCCAAACUCCCAUGAGGGAGCAACCUUAUCCUUUCAACUCUGGAAUGAGUGGCUAUCCCGAUCGGAACUUUGUCCCGUCAGCCAUGUUACCACAGGGACAAGUGCCUUUCCAGCAGCCUCUGCCUCCAGCUGGUCCAAUCCGUCCCGAGAGGCCUCACAUGAUGCCGGGCAGUUCCAAGAUGGUCCUCAAAAAUCACCUCAUCGGGGCUAGGACUGCAGGACCCACUGCACAGAGUCAGAGAGAUGAGGGGUACGGUGGUUAUGGCAGUAAUAUUCUAAAGCCACUGUUAACUCAGAAGCUACUACGUGAUCAGAUCAAUCGUCGUCGUGGACCAGGAGGAAUUACACCGGAUAGCCAGAUGUCCAGCAUGGUUCAACCGGGGAACCAAUACGGCAACUACAACAGCAUGCCCAUGAUGGGCCAACAGGCGGGAAUGACCGCUGACCCUCACACCACCGGUCAGCCAUCGUCCAGCAUGGUGGGCAGUGGCUACAAUCAGCCGUUCUCGCACCCAGCCCAGCAGGGGGCCAGCCAGCCUCAACGCAUGAUGCCCGGGAUGAGCCAGCAGCAGUCUGGGCCUAACCAGAUGGGCUAUCCCCCUCAGCAGCAUCAACCAAUGCAUGCUACCAGAGCCAGCAGGUUACAGCACCAGAUCCACCAACAUCGCCAGAUGCACCAGGGCAUGCAGCAGCCCCAGCAGCACCCCACCGGUCCCGCCGGCCAGGGGACGUACAUGAGCCACCAGAUGCUACCCCAAGACCAGCAGCAGCAGCAGCAGAGGGGUCAGCAGCAGCUCUUGCAACAGCAGCAGCAACAACAGCAACAGCAGCAACAGCAGCAACGGAUGAUGGCCCUGAGGCAGCAACAGCAACAGAUGCAGGGUCAGGUGCCCAUGUCGGGGUCAAGUAUGAUACCGGGCAUGCAGGGUCAGAUGGGUCCAGGAAGGCCUGCAAACACCAUGAAUCAAAGGGGCCACAAUACCUACACACAUUAUUGAAGAGGACGCUACUGUGGACGCUACUGAAUCUUUGCAGUCUAGAUUUGACCUUGCGAUUUGUUGAAGAAGGCCUGUAAAGAAUUGAUGUGGACGCUUCUGAAUCUUCGCAGUCUAGAUUUGACCUUGCGAUUUGUUGAAGAAGGCCUGUAAAGAAUCGAUGUGGAUGCUACUGAAUCUUUGCAGUCUAGAGUUGACCUUGCAAUUUGUUGAAGGAGGCCUGUAAAGAAUUGAUGUGGACGCUACUGAAUCUUUGCAGUCUAGAUUUGACCUUGCAAUUUGUUGAAGAAGGCCUGUAAAGAAUCGAUGUGGACGCUACUGAAUCUUUGCAGUCUAGAUUUGACCUUGCAAUUUGUUGAAGAAGGCCUGUAAGGAAUCGAUGUGGACGCUACUGAAUCUUUGCAGUCUAGAUUUGACCUUGCGAUUUGUUGAAGAAGGCCUGUAAAGAAUCAAUGUGGGCGCUACUGAAUCUUUGCAGUCUAGAUUUGACCUUGCGAUUUGUUGAAGAAGGCCUGUAAAGAAUCGCUGUGGACGCUACUGAAUCUUUGCAGUCUAGAUUUGACCCUUGUAAUUUGUUGAAGAAGGCCUGUAAAGAAUCGCUGUGGAUGCUACUGAAUCUUUGCAGUCUAGAUAUGACCUUGCAAUUUGUUCUCUGAGCCUGAAUUGAACCCAGUCACAAUACUCAUCAGUAAGGAAGGUGUUCAAAGGAUUAAUGUGGACACUGCUGACCUGUUUCAUGUUUAGACCAUUGAUUAGAACGUGGCCAUGAACCAAGGCUGUCGCAACGCAUGUAAGCAUUUUUGAGGAAGGCGGGGAGAGGAUAAAGGAAUUUAUUGUGGGCCAGGAAGGCUUUAAACCGAGGCCGUCAGAACAUGUAUCUGUAUGUGUAAUUUUUUUUUCUAAUGUACAUUUAGAUGCAACUGACCUUCUGCAGGUCUAGUCCAGAGCCUAUCUACAUGGGUCUACAAAGAGUGACAAUGACAAUGGAGGCUGCUUCAGAUUGAUUGGUUGGUUAAUUAGUUCAUGGAUCUUUGAA